AAAAUAAAUCUCAUACACAGUACGUUGAUCGUGAACGCAACCCUCAGGAAGCAGUUAACGGCUGCGGCCGGAUGUUCUGUGAGAAGACAGGAACAACAAAGAAGGGAAAGUGUCCGGGUUUAAAACCUACUUCGGACCACGCCAGAGUACAAAAUCCAGGAAAUUAACAACUGUCCACAGUAGGGCAAAAGACUUUGGUGUGCAUGUGAGGACAAGUGUCAGCCAAGCCAACCAUGGCGAGCAAUGCAGAGGAUAUUGAGAACAAUAUGGAACAACAGGAGACCAAUACGGCCCCAGAACCCACUCAGCAACCCCAAGAGGCUGGAGGGACCAGAGUUCGUUCCAGGGGAGGCUCAGGAGCUGGAGGAGGUGGAGGCGAUGGUGGUGGGGGCGGCGGCGGCGGCGGCAGCAGCGGGCCGGAGCAGAACGGGCAGCCGCCCGCCGCUCGGCCUCCUCGUGUGGUGGAGACCGAGGACGAUGAGGACGAGGAGCUGACCUUGAAAUAUGGAGCCAAGCACGUCAUCAUGCUGUUCGUGCCCGUGACCCUCUGCAUGGUAGUCGUUGUGGCGACCAUAAAGUCUGUCAGCUUCUACACCCAGAAUGACGGGCAGAGAUUGAUCUACACACCCUUCCCUGAAGACACAGACACAGUAGCACAAAGAGCCCUCAACUCCAUCCUGAACGCCACCAUCAUGAUCACUGUGAUCAUCGUCAUGACUUUGGUGCUGGUGCUGUUAUACAAAUACCGUUGCUACAAGGUGAUCCAAGGCUGGCUCUUCCUCUCCUCCCUCCUCUUGCUGUUCUUCUUCUCCUACAUCUACCUCAAAGAGGUUUUCAAGACCUACAAUGUGGCAAUGGACUAUUUCACUUUGGCAAUAAUAAUUUGGAACUUCGGAGUGGUGGGCAUGAUGUGCAUUCACUGGAAAGGACCGCUGCGGCUCCAGCAGGCUUACCUCAUCAUGAUCAGCGCCCUCAUGGCCCUGGUUUUCAUCAAGUACCUGCCAGAGUGGACCGCCUGGCUCAUAUUAGCUGUCAUAUCUGUCUACGAUCUGUUAGCGGUGCUCUGUCCCAAAGGGCCUCUGAGGAUCCUGGUGGAGACGGCUCAGGAGAGGAACGAACCCAUCUUUCCAGCUCUCAUCUACUCUUCUACAAUGGUGUGGCUCGUCAACAUGGCAGACACCGACAGGCCAAAAAGGAACUCGAUAGAAGCAGCUUCACCUCAACCGGAGACUCAUGAAGCCGUGGCGUCUCCGGCUCCCUCCAGUCCGUCACAGGACGACGGAGGCUUCACCCCAUCCUGGAUCAGCCACCAGGAGCACCAGCUGGGAACACUCCAGUCAACUGAUGAUAGCAGACGUGAGAUCCAGCAGAUGCCCUCCGCUCGUCCUGUUGAAGACGACGACGAGGAGAGGGGCGUCAAGCUGGGGCUGGGAGACUUCAUCUUCUACAGCAUGCUGGUGGGAAAGGCCUCGGCUGCAGCCAGCGGCGACUGGAACACCACGCUCGCUUGCUUCGUAGCUAUCCUCAUUGGCCUGUGUCUGACCUUGCUGCUCCUCGCCAUCUUCAAGAAAGCACUCCCCGCUCUGCCCAUCUCCAUUUUUUUCGGCCUGGUCUUCUACUUCGCCACAGACAACUUGGUACGGCCCUUCAUGGACAAGCUGGCGCUACACCAGUUCUACAUUUAGCAGGAUGCUGCCCUGAUAACCCUCACCCACAUAGCUCUCCGGCCAACAACACGAGAGCGGUCCCUUUACAGCUGGGGAACAAAGGGCGAUGUAGGCGCCUCUCCUGCCCCCACAUCCCCUCCUAAGGACUCAUGAUGCUGGGACACAAGUUGUUUUUGUUCUGCCUUUCUUUCUGGCGCCAAGGGAGGGUAUUCCCCACCAACAGCUGUCCUUAAAUAUUUUAUUUUUAUUUUAAACCAAGAAGUGACAUUUCUCUAAUCUGAGGCAGUUCCGCUGCACCAGUCCGAGGGAAGAUCACUCGACUUGGGACCCCAUCAUCACAUUGUUUGUUGAUCACCGGUCUCAGGCAAAAUCCAAACUAGGAGAAGUUAGUGGGAAUAUUUUACCUUUAUUUAUCCAGGGAAGCAUUACAGGAGCUCGUCUGCUCUUUUUGUUUUCAGCAGCGCCCUGCUUCACAUCCACACACUUUCAUAUCUGAGAGCUGCCCAGUCCAACCACAGUAUCCUACUGUCGACCACUGAGCAGCUCUACUGGAGCAACUGGGGCUUCACAGCAGGUGCCUUGCUCAGGGACACCUUGACGGUAGCUGUUGAGGAACGUGAGACGGCUUCACUGAGUCUCCCUUCAAAGACUUAAAUCAAACAUCUUUCCAGUCGCAAGUCCAUUUUUAUGACUUGUGAGCUACCAGCGCCCCCCAAACUUAAUAGAAGAUUAAAAAGCCUUCAUCAAACUAGUGGACACUCUAUGAUGAUAUUGAUAAUAGAUUGGUAAAUGUGUAGUGUGAUUGUGUAUGAGCUGUCAGUCACCAGAGCGUGCUUUCCUCACCGCUGUCAAGAAUGGUUAGUUUUUUUUUCUUCCCCCACUUUAGACACGCUGAAGCUCUGAAGUCGGAGCGAGUGAAGCCCAGAAGGUUUUUUUUGCUGAACUGGAAGUUUUGAACAUGUUGAAACAUUUCUCGUCUCUAGAAUUUAAAAAAACAAAAACAAAAAAAAAAAACAGAGUGCUAUUGUGACACCAAAUCAUCAGAGAUUUCACCAUUCACCACAUUCUCAGCCCUUUAUUCUUACCUUAAGUCACAUUUAAACUCACAGCGGAGGCCUGAAGAGGUCAAACGGUCACACACUCACACUGACACAUUCACACCUGAGACUUGCCUGCCAUGUACUGUCAGCCACUGAGCAGUUCUGCUGGAGCAGUUGGAGGUUCAGUGCCUUGCUCAAGGGCAUUUCAGUAGUAGUUGUAGUCGUUGUCGUUAUUGUGGGACAGAAAUGUGCUUUUCAUUCUCUUCCCUGACAGAGAUUUAAGUUUAAGGUUGUUUUUUUUGUUUUUUUUUAAUCUGUCCAGGGAUCAUAACCUGUGAUCAUUUGGUCACAAACUCUGAACCUUUAGGCUAAACUGCCCCCAUGAUGCUCGCCUGGUGCUGUCUGGAACUAUGCUACAUCAAACACUAGAAUUAUUUCUACUAUACAUACACAGAUACUGUUGUGAUUUUUUUUUCAAGAUAUGCAGAAGAGAAACAUUGUACUUUUUGAAUCAUGGGAAUACGUGAUAACAGGGUUCCUACACAGAUCAGGAAAACUAACUUACUUUUUUUUUUUUUUUUUUUUUUUUUUUUUUAAUCAAAUU
Thunnus maccoyii (southern bluefin tuna) is the source of this 3311-nucleotide messenger RNA. It is a transcript of the gene psen1, whose product is annotated as presenilin 1. Gene Ontology annotation, molecular function: beta-catenin binding; aspartic endopeptidase activity, intramembrane cleaving; cadherin binding. The transcript has 11 exons. Bases 234 to 1685 code for a protein of 483 amino acids. Lineage: Eukaryota; Metazoa; Chordata; Actinopteri; Scombriformes; Scombridae. Gene Ontology annotation, biological process: protein processing; Notch receptor processing; amyloid precursor protein catabolic process. Gene Ontology annotation, cellular component: membrane raft; neuromuscular junction; mitochondrial inner membrane. The record is from RefSeq and is a predicted model, not a curated record.